CUGCGCGGGGCGCUGAGAGCCGGGCCCGGUGCCGUUCGCUCCCGGCCAUGUCGCUCGGUCCGCUGGACACCGGCCGGCCCGGGGCCGCCUCCCCCCCGCGGGACUUCGGCGGCAUCAUCCAGACAUGCAGCGGAAACGUGCAGCGCAUCGCGCAGUACACUGCGCAAAUAAGGAAUUUGAUGAGCCAGCUGGGAACCAAGCAGGAUUCCAGCAAGCUUCAGGAGAAUUUACAACAGCUACAGCAUUCUGCAAACUGCCUUGCCAAAGAGACCAAUGAAUACCUAAAGGAGCUGGGGUCUCUACCGCUUCCUCUGUCUGCUUCUGAACAGCGCCAACAGAGACUUCAGAAAGAACGUUUAAUGAAUGACUUCUCCGCGGCCUUAAAUAACUUCCAGGCAGUCCAGAGGCGAGUGUCAGAGAAGGAAAAAGAGACUGUAGCAAGGGCAAGAGCUGGCUCCCGCAUCUCUGCAGAUGAGCGGUUCAGAGAAGAACAGCUUGUUUCAUUUGACAGUGGUGAAGACUGGAAUCAGAUGCAGUCUCAGGAAGAAGAUGUGGCAAUAACUGAACAGGACCUUGAACUCAUUAAAGAAAGAGAAACAGCAAUCAGGCAAUUAGAGGCAGACAUUUUGGAUGUCAAUCAGAUAUUUAAGGAUUUAGCCAUGAUGAUUCAUGACCAAGGAGAUAUGAUUGAUAGCAUAGAAGCAAAUGUGGAAAGCGCAGAAGUCCAUGUGGAAAGAGCCAGUGAGCAGUUACAGAGAGCUGCCUAUUACCAGAAGAAAUCCCGUAAGAAGAUCUGCAUCCUGAUUCUUGGUCUUGCUGUGGCUUCGAUAAUCAUAGGAAUCCUUAUCUGGAAGACAGUAGGAUGAAAUCUUCCCAUGGAACCUAAUCUCAUUGCUGAGAUCUUUUUUCCCCCCUCAGAGCAAGCAGGCUGACAAGUCUCAAAAUUGAAUUGACCACCCUGAGAGAGCACAAGCUGGAACUACUUCUAGUCAUAGAUAUUAGCAACUAAUGUGCAGAUAACUAGUAUUUGGAAUUAGUGAGCCAUGGAGACGGUAUUUAUCAGUUUAUAUACAAAUUAUAUUGUUUUAUGUAACUAAAAUCUUGUGGUUUUGCUUUCUGUAAUGUAUUAUCCCCUGUCCCAACUGUAUGCUGAAGUGUGAUCAAGAAUUGGAGGUGUCUUGUUGUUGACGAGUGGCACAACAUUAACAUUUUAUAUGUAUAGGUAACUGUGUUGGACUGGAAUAAGAAUGACAUUCAAAGAUGGCACAACACUGAUACACAUAACCUUAAUCCAGCAGUUUCUAAAGUCUCCAGGGUCUGCCCCAUGGUUUUAUUAGUCGCCAAGUGGCUGUAGUUCUAUAUUCUCUUCAAGAGGUGUUUUAACAGAUUGGAAUGGCAAGAAGUAUGCAUGGGUGAUAGCUGGAACCACUGGGUGCUGGUCAGUUCAGCCUCAAGACUUGUAAUUGUGGUGGUGAGGUUUUUGAGUGUGGUUGGGGUUGUUCUUUUCCAAAGUGCAUCAUUUGAGGACAGAAUCUUCUUUGAUUUGUAAUCUAACACUGCAACCUCCUUAGAGAAACUAGCUGGUGGUUUAUUGUUGGACAGGUAAAUAUCUUCCAAUGCUGACUCUAAAGCACUAGAAAUACAGAGUUUUAGUUGUUCACUCCUAAGUGGUUUUAGAAGCUUCCAGGGAGAAAAUAACACAAAAAUGAGGAAGUGGGCACCUAAGUUUACAGGAUAGAUGAGUAUUAGCUUAAAUCCUGCUUCUGAAGAAGUGCUCUUGAAGCUCACUUGUAGUGCACUAGUAAAUAUCAUGUGGGGCUUGUGCACAUCUGUUAUUUUCCACUCUUUAUGAAACAGAAAGUGCAGAAACUGGCUGAGUGAAGUGCGGUGCUUUUCAGGCUGAGGCUGUGUGUGCAAUUGGAAAGUGCUGGUUCCAGCUGUCCUGCUACUGGAGCUGGACAGGGUCUAGCAGCCACUCCCCCCUUCAAUGUAGCUCUGAGCUGACAUGCACUGAGGGAACACUAAUCUGCCCAAAGCCCAAUGGAGUGCGGUAAAUGCAGCAUACUGACCCAUUUUGUAUUUAAUCCUUAUUCCAUGUCUCCUGUAUAAUAAAGUAAAUGUGAAAGCUGGGGAGGGAGCGCGUUCUCCCACUUCCACAGUGGUUUGCACUAUUGCGCCAUCAUUCCAUUGAAUAACCAUCAAUAAACACUUUUAAAAGCAUA
Messenger RNA from Melopsittacus undulatus (budgerigar), 2222 nucleotides. It is a transcript of the gene STX12, whose product is annotated as syntaxin 12. The transcript has 9 exons. Gene Ontology annotation, biological process: intracellular protein transport; vesicle fusion; vesicle-mediated transport. Gene Ontology annotation, cellular component: postsynaptic recycling endosome; SNARE complex; endomembrane system. The record is from RefSeq and is a predicted model, not a curated record. Lineage: Eukaryota; Metazoa; Chordata; Aves; Psittaciformes; Psittaculidae. Gene Ontology annotation, molecular function: SNARE binding; SNAP receptor activity. The coding region runs from base 48 to 866 and encodes 272 amino acids.